Messenger RNA from Penaeus monodon (black tiger shrimp), 612 nucleotides. RefSeq names its product formin-like protein 20. Lineage: Eukaryota; Metazoa; Arthropoda; Malacostraca; Decapoda; Penaeidae. The transcript has 4 exons. The coding region runs from base 1 to 612 and encodes 203 amino acids. The record is from RefSeq and is a predicted model, not a curated record.
AUGAUCAGCGACCGGGCCAAAAGGGACAGCCCAGAUGCGCGGGAUAAGGCAAGACCCUUAAACAAAACGGCCUCUUGCGGUUCGCUGUCCCUUCGAGAAGUGUUCGUCCUGGCGGCCGCGCUGGCUGCCGUGGCCUCCCUGCCGCAGCCCAGCCACGACCCCGGCAUCAAGGACCUGUUCAGCUUCGGGAAGGGCAAGGGGGGAGGCCAGGAGUACCACCCUGCCCCCCGCCCCUCGUACGGGCCCCCUCCCCCCCGCCCUGCCUACGGGCCUCCCCCUCCCAAGGGCAACUACGGCCCUCCCCCCAAGGCUCCCUUCCCGUCCAAGGGUAAGGGCCAGGGCAAAGGCCAGGGCAAGGGCUCCCAUGGGCCACCUCCUCGCCCCAUCGCUCCCCCCAAAGGCCAUUAUGGCCCCCCACCCCCUGCUCCGCCCAAGGGGAAUUAUGGCCCUCCACCUGCUCCACCCAAGGGACACUAUGGCCCUCCCCCCGCCCCACCCAAGGGAAACUAUGGCCCACCACCACCACCACCUAAGGGAAAUUAUGGCCCCCCAGCCCGGCUACGGCUCCCCCAAGCCAGGAGACAUCAUCGCUCCUUCAGCGCCUUCGGGUAA